AUGGAUCUCGGAUUGAAAGGAGUGCAUGUCCUCGUUACAGGUCGUACUUCUACGAUAUCCUAUGGCACUACUGACCUGACAAUUCGAGCAGGGGCAAGCGGCGCCAUCGGGCUCGAGACUGUAAAAUUGUUUUGCGCGCUGGGUGCCAAUGUGACCGCACAUUAUAACUCGAAGUUUGGCCCGAUCCAGGAGCUUCUGGCUUCGAACGCCAAUCUUCAACAUGUCCAGGCGAAUCUGUCUCAAGAGGAGGCCGUGGUGGCUAUGUUCGAGUCGCUGUCUAUUAUGCCUCAUGGCCCCGCUCAAGUAGCCAUCGUCAACCACGCCGUAUAUCCUACGUCAGAUGUCCCCAUUGCAAGGAUGACACUGGACCGGUGGAACACCACCAUAACUACGAACCUGACGUCGUCAUUCCUGGUGUGUAGAGAGUAUUUGAAGCAUCUUGAAAAUGCGUCCUCUUGUAUCAAGGAAAAGGCAGCGAUUGUGCUUAUCGGAAGUACUGCUGGGAAGUAUGGUGAAGCCAACCACGGGGACUACUCUGCGACAAAGAGCGCAAUGAUGUACGGGUUGAAUCUGACACUGAAGAACGAAAUUGUGAAGAUAGCCCCAAAAGGCAGGACAUCCAGGACUAAAGUAACCUUGAAGGAUCCUCAAACCGUGUAUCGCGCAUUGGCCACGAUUCCGCUCAAGAAGGUGGCCAUACCAAUGGAUGUCGCAACACAGGUUGUGGUUCUUGCGUCGUCUACCCUCUCUGGACACGUCACAGGUCAAGUAGUGAUGGUUGAGGGCGGAAUGGAGGGUAGACUCCUAAACAGACCAGAAGAUUUGCAAGGAUCUUGA
Molecule: messenger RNA, 837 nt
Organism: Suillus paluster
Lineage: Eukaryota; Fungi; Basidiomycota; Agaricomycetes; Boletales; Suillaceae
Product: NAD(P)-binding protein
Exons: 5
Coding region: 1-837 (278 amino acids)
Source: RefSeq, a predicted model, not a curated record